This is a messenger RNA of Papilio machaon (common yellow swallowtail), 491 nucleotides long. It is a transcript of the gene Atox1, whose product is annotated as copper transport protein ATOX1. Lineage: Eukaryota; Metazoa; Arthropoda; Insecta; Lepidoptera; Papilionidae. The transcript has 2 exons. Gene Ontology annotation, cellular component: cytosol. Gene Ontology annotation, biological process: copper ion transport. The coding region runs from base 153 to 371 and encodes 72 amino acids. The record is from RefSeq and is a predicted model, not a curated record. Gene Ontology annotation, molecular function: copper chaperone activity; metal ion binding.
UCAUUAACCUGUCAAAUUACGUUUACUUGGUUUGAUACAAUUUAUCUAUUGAUAAAUUGAUAAGGAUUUAUUUAAUAUUUUCUAAUCUCCAAUAAAUUGCCCGUACUUUUCUUUUCGUAGUUACAUCUUUUAUAUUUUACAAAAAAAUCAACAUGUCAUCGACCCAUAUUUUUAACGUAGAAAUGACAUGCGAAGGCUGCUCCGGUGCUGUAGAGAGGGUACUAAACAGGUUAAAAGGCCAAGGCGUUAAUGAAGUGUCUAUCAGCCUUCCUGAACAAAAAGUAUCUGUAACAUCUUCUCUGAGUGCUGAGCAGCUGCUAGAGGUUAUCAAGAAGACCGGAAAAAAGACAACCUAUGUUGGAACACAAUAAUACUAAAUCUUUGCAAAGUUAUCAUAAGGAAAUCAAGGCAGGUAUUAAUGUUAAAAGCUGUGAACCAAGUUUCAUAAAUAUUGUACUUCAGUUAAACUUCUCAUAAAGAAGCACAUUUUA